Trichomycterus rosablanca is the source of this 1763-nucleotide messenger RNA. RefSeq names its product v-ral simian leukemia viral oncogene homolog Bb (ras related) (gene ralbb). Gene Ontology annotation, molecular function: GTP binding; GTPase activity; GDP binding. Gene Ontology annotation, cellular component: plasma membrane. Bases 137 to 757 code for a protein of 206 amino acids. The transcript is spliced from 5 exons. The record is from RefSeq and is a predicted model, not a curated record. Lineage: Eukaryota; Metazoa; Chordata; Actinopteri; Siluriformes; Trichomycteridae. Gene Ontology annotation, biological process: Ras protein signal transduction.
AGAGCAGUUGUAGUUUGGGAAAAGGUGAAGUCGGUUGGUUGGAAAAUUACACCGUUUUUAACGGAAUCAGACUGUAAACUAUAAACGGCUUACGGAAGUGUUUUGACCAGUGAAAAGGUGCAAGAGCAGAUAAGACAUGGCAGCCAAUAAGAACAAGGGUCAGAGCUCUCUGGUUCUGCACAAGGUCAUCAUGGUGGGAAGUGGAGGAGUGGGCAAGUCAGCCCUCACGCUGCAGUUCAUGUAUGACGAGUUUGUAGAGGACUAUGAGCCUACUAAAGCCGACAGCUACAGAAAGAAGGUGGUGCUCGAUGGAGAGGAGGUUCAGAUCGACAUUCUGGACACAGCAGGACAGGAGGACUAUGCUGCUAUCAGGGAUAAUUACUUCCGCAGUGGAGAAGGGUUCCUGCUGGUUUUCUCCAUCACUGAGCAGGAGUCCUUCAGUGCCACCUCAGACUUCAGAGAGCAGAUACUCCGUGUGAAGUCAGAGGAGGAUAAGAUUCCUUUGCUCGUGGUUGGGAAUAAGUCGGAUUUGGAGGACAGGAGACAGGUGUCUGUGACGAGUGCUCGGGAAAAAGCAGAAGAAUGGGGAGUGCAGUAUGUGGAAACAUCAGCCAAAACCCGAGCCAACGUUGAUAAGGUGUUCUUUGACCUGAUGAGGGAGGUACGGGCAAAAAAGAUGGCAGAGAACAAGGACAAAAAUGGAAAGAAAGGUGGCAAGAAGAAGAAGAGCCUGAAGGAACGUUGUACACUGCUUUAGUGUGAGCUUCAAGCAGCACAAGUCCUUUCUGAUGGACUUGCAAAACCAUUGUUGUGCCAAUACAGUCUGAUCAAGGAACUGGGAAUGGAUACCACUGUUCUUCCCUGCUCUAUUCAGGGUGGUCUAUGCAACUGACAUUGCUUAGGAUUUUCUAAAGUGCUUUUGAUACUUUAUUCACAUAACAAUGCCAUCGAACUGGAGUCACAGGAUACAGUGUGGCUGGGCGACCGUGGUCAGACUUCAGCACAUAUAUUUUGUGGAACUGUGUAUUAUGAAUUGCACACUAGAACCCAGUCACUGGGUUUGUCACAGAUUACUAGCAUGUGAAUCACUUAUAUGAUUGUACUCUAUUUUGUAUUUUAUUAGUAAAUCAUUAAAGAAAUACUCCAGAUUUUAAUCAAAUCUCUUCUUCACAGCUGUAGAGUAUUUAAUUACCAGAGAUGAGAAUUGUAACAGUGUCAAGUAAUAAAAAAAGAAUGCAAAACAUACUUAUGAUGGGAAUUUUAGGGUUAUUGCUGAAUUUCUUUUAUAUAUACUUUUAAACUGAUUACUGUAUGAGAAGUUCUGAUAUGUUCUCACCUCCCAGUACAGGAAAUUAUCUUGUGUAUGUUACUGAUCAAGGAAACAGCACAUCUUAUUUAAAUAAUUUAAAACACAUUUAUGUUAUGCUAAGCUCUGUACUCUAAAACGUUUCACCUGAUAGCCUGGGUUUUACCAGCAUAAUUGAAGUGGUAAGAUUUUUUUAGAUUGAAAGCUUUCAUUUGAGUGCUCACUGCAUACCAUAGUGCUUUAUAUAAAAUUUGCAAAUGUUUGGACACCCCCGCUGAGAUAUCAUGGUUUAUCCUGGUAAGUAAAAGUAUUUCAACAUCUUCUACAGGUCCUAAAUAUGGUAUUUUACAGCAAGUCGUUUUUUUAAAUAACUAAAAAUGUCAUAUUCUUUACUUCCAAUAUGUUAAUAUUUGGGGACAAUGAAGUGUAAUUGUGUAUUAAAAUGUGCUAAAGAUUA